UCAGUCGAGAGUCAGCCUUCAGCAGCGCCACAGCGAGCUUUUGCUGCUCUGCCCCCCAGUUUCGUUUCGGCGUCCAUAUCUCAUUUGGUUUUCACCACUUACGUUUCACGGUUUUCGUUGGCACGCCCGCGCUAAUUAAUCCGCAGAUAUAUCCAGCAGUAAUCGGGCCAAAUGCCGUACAUAAUCAUACGGGGGAACCUAGCCUCCUACAGCCACAAAUAUCCAUGGAGGGUGCUCGUCUCCGGGUUGAAAGCUGACGACAUCGAGCAGUUGAACAAGUUCUCCUGCGGCGGCUACAGCGACGAGUCCACCAUCGUCUACCUAGUGCAUCCUUGUCGAAUACUAUCGGCCCUAGAAAUCCUGGGAUUUCGCGUGGUGGCCAGCUCAUCGACUGCCGUGAAGCAGGACUACAACGAGUAUAUGUGGACGAUGCGCAAGGAGUUCGACGAACCAGAACCCUUGGAAGCCGAGUCCGUGGUGCGAGAGAAUCUAUCGAAUAUUGGCCGCGAGGCAGCCAGUUUAGGCAACUAUCACAAAGUGGAUUCGCCUGAAUAGAGAGG
Messenger RNA from Drosophila teissieri, 560 nucleotides. RefSeq lists its product as uncharacterized. The transcript has 3 exons. The coding region runs from base 172 to 555 and encodes 127 amino acids. The record is from RefSeq and is a predicted model, not a curated record. Gene Ontology annotation, biological process: negative regulation of biosynthetic process. NCBI's taxonomy places the organism in Eukaryota, Metazoa, Arthropoda, Insecta, Diptera, Drosophilidae.